This is a messenger RNA of Dioszegia hungarica, 1488 nucleotides long. RefSeq lists its product as uncharacterized. The record is from RefSeq and is a predicted model, not a curated record. Gene Ontology annotation, molecular function: metal ion binding; poly(A) binding. Gene Ontology annotation, biological process: regulation of mRNA stability. Lineage: Eukaryota; Fungi; Basidiomycota; Tremellomycetes; Tremellales; Bulleribasidiaceae. Gene Ontology annotation, cellular component: nucleus; cytoplasm. The transcript has 8 exons. The coding region runs from base 1 to 1488 and encodes 495 amino acids.
AUGACCACCGUAGCAAUGAACAGCACUCAGCAAGCCAGGCUCCAGGGAGAAGUCCAGACGGAACUCGAGCGUAGGGAGUGGGCAGAGCCAGGAGACAACGUCAUGGCCGAAUAUGUUACUGUUCUUAUCGCGAACGGUAGUAACAGGGACCGAGUCUUGAACGAGAUGGACGAUUUGGUGGGAGCCGACUUUGAUCCGCGUUUCCUGGACUGGCUAUUCGACAAGGCGUCCGAUCUCCAGAGGGUCAACGAGGAGGCGGUUGCGCCCGCUCCUGCUGCCCAUUCUCCGGUAUCCAGCUAUCAAGCUAAUAGCCGGAUACUGUCGACCGCCUUAGCAUCUACCCGCGAGGACACCAACAAGCGCAAGGCGGACGCGGAAACCGAGGUGGCAAACAAAAAGCGGCUACCCGACCAGGCCUUGCCGUCCGGCCCCCGGGCGAUGGUGGAUGGGAGGAAUCUGCAAGAUAGGAUGGGGCCGAAGCGGGGAUCCCCCAUGCAGGUGCGAGGAUUUGCGGGGGGCAGGCCGCAAAUGAACCAAGGUUUCCAACCCCACUUCCGACCGCAGCCGCCCAUGCAGCCGAGCUUCAACUUCUUCCCCCAACAAGAUAUGAUGGCACAGAUGUUGAUGAUGCAAUCCAGCAUGGCGCAAAUGGGGCAAAUGAUGGCGAAAAUGGCCGAGGAGAAGGAACAGACCGCUGUAGCCGGCUACGGUACCCCACAACGACCUGUAGUUGUUCCACACGGUACCAAAUUAGGAUCGCACACGGUUUCGCCAAUAAAGCCAAGCUCUUCGACGACCGGACCGAUCCCCACCAAACCGUCGUCCAAAGCUUUGUGCAAAUACUCGGUUGGCUGUAGCAAUGCUCGCUGCAAGUUCUCGCACCCCAGCCCGGUGGCGGAUGAGAAGACGGGCAUGGUCUUGAGCGACGAGCCGUGCGAGGAUGGCAAGAACUGCAAGGACGCAGAGUGUACAAAGAGCCACGUCAGCCCUGCUGCUGUACUAGGCGGAACGGCUGGACCAGCUCGUCUCUUGUGCAAAUACCAAAAUUGCACCAACCCUGCCUGCCCAUUCCGACAUGAAGAUGCCGAAGGGAACGCCAUUCCUGCACCUGGUCUGUCGGUCAAGGCAAAGCCCAAAUCCGCACCCGCGCCCAGCUCGGACAAUGAAGAUGGGGAUGUAGAGGUCGUCAUGACGUCGAGGGGAUUGAUGGAUGGUGCUUUGGAUGAUAGCAAAUCAGUCACGGCUUGCCGAUAUGGGGAGCGGUGUACGAGACCCGAUUGUAAAUUUACCCAUCCCGCUUCGCGUGCUACACCCAGACCCAGAGGGUCCUACUCUGCUCGGGGAGGUACCCGCCGUCCCGGCACGUUCGGAGAAAGCGUCUCGACAACCGGAAUGAACAAGAGCAAGAAGUUUGGCGAAAAGUUGAACCCGAGCGCGGCGACCUUUGUCCCGCCCAAGGAGACCGAGGCGGAAGUUGCGACUAGUUAG